UUGUUGUUCUUAUCCCCUGCUUAUCCAAAAGCACGAAUCAAACGAGUCGAUUUGGCUUGCACGCCGUGUUUUCUCCAAAUUCUCCAAAAUCAUUUCGGCUUUGACUUUCUCUUUAUCUUUACUCUUCAAUCUUCUAUAACUUGAGACUUAGCAGCCACGACCCGAUUCUGGUAAAUCAAUAGCAAGUUAUCUGCUCCGGAUCCGGUUAUUGAUUACUUAUUAAUUACAACGUCACCGUGAUUUUAUGAAGUUUUUCAAAGUCAAUUUGUGAAAAAUGCUUAUAAAAAUGCUCCACACGCCAGCCCCAGAACUCAAAACAGCUAACAGAAGAAAAAUAAUGAACUUUCUCGUUUGCUUCCACUUCCUCUCAUUCUUCCCUUUGUUCACAUCUGCAGAACUAUUAUUUCAGGGGUUUAAUUGGGAAUCAUGUAACAAGGAAGGAGGAUUGUACAAUUCACUCAAGAAUUCAAUUCCUGAACUGGUUGGUGCAGGAAUUACUCAUAUUUGGCUUCCUCCACCUUCUCAGUCAGUUGCACCUCAAGGAUAUAUGCCGGGUAGACUGUAUGAUCUCAAUGCUUCAAAAUAUGGAAACCAGAAUGAAUUAAAAUCAUUAGUCAAUGCUUUUCAUGGGCAAGGAAUAAAAUGCUUGGCUGAUAUAGUAAUAAAUCACAGAACUGCUGAGAGGAAAGAUGAGAGAGGAAUAUGGUGCAUUUUUGAAGGCGGAACAGCUGAUGAUCGCCUUGACUGGGGUCCAUCCUUCAUUUGCAGUGAUGACACUGCCUAUUCUAAUGGCAAAGGAAAUCCUGAUACGGGUGAGGAUUUUCCACCUGCUCCUGAUAUUGACCAUCUCAACUUAAGAGUUCAAAAAGAGUUAUCAGAUUGGAUGAAUUGGUUGAAAAAUGAAAUUGGAUUUGAUGGAUGGAGAUUUGAUUUCGUAAAGGGAUAUGCUCCUACCAUUACUAAAAUUUGUAUGGCACAAACUUCUCCAAAUUUUGCUGUUGGUGAAAAAUGGGAUUCUCUUGCUUAUGGUCAGGAUGGAAAGCCUGAAGCUAACCAAGAUGCUCACCGCGGCGCAUUAAGGGACUGGGUUGAAGCUGCAGGUGGUGUUGUCACAGCAUUUGAUUUCACUACCAAAGGAAUACUUCAAGCUGCUGUGCAAGGAGAGUUAUGGAGAUUAAAGGAUUCAAAUGGAAACCCACCAGGAUUGAUUGGAAUAUUGCCUCAAAAUGCAGUAACUUUUAUAGACAAUCAUGAUACUGGCUCUACUCAAAAACUUUGGCCAUUUCCAUCGGAUAAAGUCAUGCAGGGAUAUGCUUAUAUACUCACCCAUCCUGGAAUCCCAUCCAUAUUUUAUGAUCACUUCUUUGAGUGGGGACUAAAGGAUCAAAUUACCAAAUUGGCGUCAAUCAGGAAGGCUUGCAGGAUUCAUAAUAGAAGCACAGUGAAAAUUUUGGCUGCUGAAUCUGAUCUUUACAUGGCAGCAAUUAAUGAUAAUGUAAUUAUGAAGAUUGGACCAAAGAUGGAUCUUGGUAACCUUCUUCCACCAAAUGUCCAGCUUGCUACAUCUGGAGAAAGCUAUGCUGUCUGGAUAAAGAAGAUUCGCGCCAAGAAGUCUUAUAGCAUGAACUUGUCCUCCUCAUCAGUUCGGCCUUCAAAACCAAAUCUCUCUCUUUUUCACUCUCUGCUCAAAUCUUACAUUGAAUCCAGAAACCAAAAAUCAUCGGUGCUUCUUUUUCGCCAAUUAUUACGUUCCAAUGUAAACCCAAAUGACCUCACGUUCUCUUUACUUCUUAAAUCCUCUGUUGCUUCGUCACUAUCAGUUUCAAAUCCACUAAAUGCAAAAUCAGAAGCCAUUCAAAUCCAAACCCACUUGAUAAAAUUGGGACUUGACCAAUUUGUCUAUGUAAAUACUUCUCUUCUUGAUUUGUGCAUGAAAUUGGGCUGUGUAAAUGACGCUCGUAAUGUAUUUGAUUAUAUGCGUGAUAGAGACACCGUAUCUUGGAAUGCUUUGAUUUGUGGGUAUUCGCGAAAUGGAUAUGAUUUUGAGGCAUUUCGGCUUUUUAUUCGGAUGCUUCGAGAGGGUUUCUGCCCUCGUCAAACCACAUUAGUUGCUUUGGCUCCAUCUUGUGGACAGCGUGAGUUGGUGUUUCAAGGGAAGUCCAUCCAUGGGUUUGGGAUCAAGUCUGGACUUGAUUUGGAUUCUCAAGUGAAAAAUGCACUUACUUCGAUGUAUGCUAAAUGUGGAGAUUUGGAAGGUGCAGAACUACUGUUUCAGGAAAUGGGGGAUAAAAAUGUGGUUUCUUGGAACACAAUGAUAGGUGCUUAUGGCCAAAAUGGUUUCUUUGAUGAGGCAAUGCUUGUAUUCAAGCAAAUGAUUGAGGCAGGUGUGGAAAUCAAUCCUGUUACCAUUAUGAGUCUUCUCUCAGCAAAUGCUAACCCAGAAUCUGCACAUUGUUAUGCCAUCAAAACGGGUCUUAUCAAUGAUGCAUCAGUAAUUACGUCAUUGGUUUGUAUAUAUGCAAGAUGUGGAAGUACAGAAUCUGCAGAACUGCUUUAUUGGUCUUUGCCACAAAAAAAUUUGGUUUGCUUAACUGCAAUCAUUUGCAGCUAUGCUGAGACAGGAAAUUUGGGUUUGGUUGUUGAAUGGUUUGCUCGAAUGCAGCAGUUAGACAUGAAACUAGAUUCAGUCGCUAUGGUUAGUAUCCUUCAUGGGAUUGCUGAUCCUGCUCACAUGAGCAUUGGGCAUGCUUUUCAUGGUUACGCAUUAAAGGGUGGACUGGACACCCAUAAUUUGGUUGCAAAUGGACUAAUUAGCAUGUAUUCUAAGUUCAAAGACGUAGAAGCUCUAUUCUCUUUGUUUUCUGAAAUGCAUGAAAAACCAUUGAUCAGUUGGAAUUCAAUGAUAUCUGGUUGUGUUCAAGCUGGAAGAGCAAGUGAGGCCAUGGAAUUGUUCUGUCAAAUGAAGAUGUAUGGACAUAAUCCAGAUGCCAUUACCGUUGCUAGUUUACUGUCUAGUUGUUCUCAACUUGGGUACUUGCGAUUUGGUCAGAGACUUCACAACUACAUCCUCAGGAACAAACUAGAAGUUGAAGAUUUUGUUGGAACUGCUCUUAUAGACAUGUAUACCAAGUGUGGAAGCAUAGUCCAAGCAGAAAGAGUAUUCAAGGACAUCGAUGAUCCAUGUCUAGCUACGUGGAACACAAUGAUCUCAGGCUAUAGUUGGUAUGGCUUUGAAAAUAAGGCUCUAACUUGUUACUCUGAAAUGCAGGGGCAACAGGUAAUACCUGAUAACAUCACGUUUUUAGGAGUUUUAGCUGCUUGCUCCCAUGGAGGUUUUGUUAGUGAAGGGAGACGGUACUUCCGGAUGAUGACAGAAGAAUUUGGUAUGUUGCCAACUUUGCAACACUGCGCAUGCAUGGUUGGUCUCCUUGCUCGUGCAGGUUUAUUUGAGGAAGCAUUGUCAUUUAUCAAGAAUAUGAAGACUAAGCCUGAUUCUGCUGUGUGGGGUGCUUUGCUCAGCGCUUGUUGUAUCCACCAAGAGGUCAAGCUUGGGGAAUCCUUGGCCAAGAAAUUAUAUUUGUUGGAUUACAGAAACAGUGGCCUUUACAUUUUGAUGUCAAAUCUUUAUGCGGUUACUGGGAGGUGGGAUGAUGUAGCAAGGGUAAGGGAGAUGAUGAGAGGUGCAGGAGGGGAUGGCAUCUCAGGAGUUAGCCAAAUUGAGGUGGCUUCAUUGGAAGAAAUGAGUACUAACUUAUACGAUGAUGCAUUUAUUGCUAACACAAAUUCUUUGCAGCUUAUGUUUUUAUAAUGACUCCUUGAACCUCUGCCCAUAUCGCUUAUGUCAACAGUAAACCUCAUUUCAGGAAUCUCAUAGUUUUGAACUAUUCAUCUCUUUUGAAGACUCUACUCAAUUCUAUGUCCUUUCGAAGUUAGAUUGAGUCAAGGAAAUGCCUGAAGAGCUCUUAUCGGAUUCUCAAUUCUGACAUGAAGUACCAAGAAAAAACUGAAGACAAAAGCUUUGAAACACUGGAGAAAUCAUCCUCUGGGCACAUACCUAAAACCCCUCUCUCGAUGAUGUUGAGGUCAACCUCAAGGCCCCAAGCGAAAAUGCCCAUCUGCAGCAACCUCGCCACUCGAAAACCUCAAUUGGAAAAUGCUGUCAAGCUCUACUCCCACAUUGUCGGGAAUACUCCCAAGGCCAAAUGGGUCACAUUGGAGAAGCUCACUUCUCUUUCCUUCUUUAAGACAUUCAAAUCAGCAGCCACAAAGAUGAAUAUUUGGAGUCAGAAUUGGUGUCUGAAGAGGAAUCUGGUGGGUAUUGAAGAUUAGUAAUGAAGUUAAAGAGUUAAAAAUUGCUGCUGAUAUGCAAUUGAAGACUUUUAAGGAACAAUAUCGCGUUGAAUUUGUUGCUCAAGGAGUUUGGGUAUGAAAUUCUUUAGUGCUGAGAUUUAUGGGAUUUUGGUUAAUAAGUAUCAGGAUUGUUUGUUCGAGAAUACUUAUGGGUUUAAGUCCAAUGAAGCCAAUAAGAUUAAGGUUUACGGGAAAGAUUUUAGUGGAUGGCUUAACCUUGAAAAGGCUGAUGAUUCUGUGGGAAGAUUCAGAAGAUAGUUUCUUAAGAAGAUUGGAUGAUAGUUUCUUGGUAGGUGAUUUGGGGAUUUAGGUUGUUAAGAACCAUAGGAGUGGUUUAAAUCUGGCACAUUUGGCUCCUAAGAGGUGACUUCUUAUUUGUGAUGAAACUAACAUGUUACUUAUGGUCCAAUUGCCGAAGGGAAACAUAUUGCAGGUUUGCAGCAGCUUCACAUUGGAACUAAGUAACUUAAGAAGGUUGUCACACAGUGGAGAUUUGAGAAGGAUGGAACUGAUAUUAAUACGAGGGACAUUGUAAAUGAUAGCAAGGGGGCUCAGUUGGAUCCUUUAGGAUCUUCACUUUUGGGAUUAGACAAUAAUAGGCUUUGUAGGUGGGAUAUGCGUGAUUGAAAUGGGAUACUUCAGAAUCUUGCAACUGCUAGUACCCUGUCCUAAAUUGGACACAAGUGCUACCAUAAUCAAGAGCGCCUGAAGAGAUGCUGUUGCUAUAAGAUAGUCUCGAAGGAUGAUUCCACUAUUGACGGCCGUUUCCUGCAAGACAAGUUUGCAACUUUGUAUCACUGAUUCUCCUGAGGCCCCUCCGGUGAUUGCUACGUCUAUGAGAGUCAUAUCCAGUAGGCGAUGACAUGAUAUGAAGAUGCCCUCGACCCUUCUCUGCGUCAUUCGGGAUGGGAUUCAAAUGAUCUGUGUUAAACUUUCUGAUUGUAAUUUACAUUGUUGUUUAACCAAGAUAAGCUUCUUAUCGUAAGGGAAGGACGAUGACCAUCUGUAUUAAGUUGCAUAAGACUUCUACGUAAUUGCUAGUUAUUUGAUGACUGCAUUUUUUAUUUUU
Molecule: messenger RNA, 5419 nt
Organism: Jatropha curcas
Lineage: Eukaryota; Viridiplantae; Streptophyta; Magnoliopsida; Malpighiales; Euphorbiaceae
Product: alpha-amylase
Biological process (GO): carbohydrate metabolic process
Molecular function (GO): calcium ion binding; alpha-amylase activity
Source: RefSeq, a predicted model, not a curated record